This is a messenger RNA of Salvia miltiorrhiza (redroot sage), 899 nucleotides long. RefSeq names its product jacalin-related lectin 19-like. The record is from RefSeq and is a predicted model, not a curated record. NCBI's taxonomy places the organism in Eukaryota, Viridiplantae, Streptophyta, Magnoliopsida, Lamiales, Lamiaceae. The coding region runs from base 153 to 794 and encodes 213 amino acids. The transcript is spliced from 3 exons. Gene Ontology annotation, molecular function: carbohydrate binding.
CACAUAUUCAAAGCAAUGAGAUGGAAUUUAAACCGCUAAUAUUUGAACCUCUAAACUAGAAAAGGCAAACUUUAUUCCUCUUGCUUGUAAUGGAAUUAGAUACUAGAGCAAAAGUAAAACAUUCUUCUUGUAUAUAUAUAUAGUGAUUAGUGAUGAUGUGUUUCAGCAUUGCAAUCAGCAAAUUUGCUCUCACUUUUCUUGCAGGCCCUCCUAGGUUAAACAUGCAAGGGGAAAAGGACGAGACGGGGGAGGGGAAGGAGAUCGUCGUGGGCCCGUGGGGAGGAAAUGGAGGGAGUAACUGGGAUGACGGGAGCUUCAAAGGAGUGAGGGAGAUCAAGCUCAUGUACGGCCGUUGCAUCGAUUCAAUACGCAUGGUGUACGACAGGAACGGAAGGCCAGUUCCCGCUGAGAAGCGUGGAGGUGGCGGAGGCAGCAAAACUGCAGAGGUGAAGCUGCAGUUUCCAGAGGAGUAUCUGACGGGCGUAUCGGGGCACUAUGCCCCGGUGGUGCACGGUGGCAGCCCGGUGAUCCGGUCCCUGACGUUGAGGAGCAACCGGAGAACAUUUGGGCCGUUCGGAGUGGAAGAAGGAACGCCGUUCUCUCUCUCGAUGGAAGGAGGACAGAUUGUGGGAUUCAAAGGGAAGUGUGGGUGGUAUGUUGAUGCAAUUGGUUUCCACAUAGCUAAGGUGAAGCCCACCAACAAAGGCGUGCAGAAAGCGCAGCCUAGUUUCUUCAAAAGGCUCACCAGCUCGGUCACCUUCGCAGAUCAGACCAGGGCUAAACCUUCCGCUUAGUUAUUAUGUUCCGCAUUCACUCUACUUACCUGCCAUCUAUUCAAACUAUGUAAUGCUAAUGGACUUUGCAUAAACGAUCUAAACAAACACCUAUGGAUUCACAAA